Messenger RNA from Aspergillus novofumigatus IBT 16806, 712 nucleotides. Its product is annotated as enoyl-CoA hydratase/isomerase family protein. Gene Ontology annotation, molecular function: enoyl-CoA hydratase activity. NCBI's taxonomy places the organism in Eukaryota, Fungi, Ascomycota, Eurotiomycetes, Eurotiales, Aspergillaceae. The transcript has a single exon. Gene Ontology annotation, biological process: fatty acid beta-oxidation. The record is from RefSeq and is a predicted model, not a curated record. Gene Ontology annotation, cellular component: mitochondrion. Bases 199 to 522 code for a protein of 107 amino acids.
AAGACGCAGCGGCAAGAAACCCGUCAUUUGCGCCGUCAACGGGCUGUGCCUCGGCGGUGGAUGCGAGAUGGUCGUCAACGCGGAUAUGGUCGUGGCGUGUCAGCAGGCGUACUUCGGGCUGCCUGAGGUGCAGCGCGGGGUGGUUGCCAUCGCGGGGCCCUGCCGCGGGUGGUUCGUACGGUGGGGCGGCAGCGGGCGAUGGAGAUGGCGUUGACGGGGCGGAAGGUCUCGGCGGAGGAAGCGAAAGAGUGGGGGUUUGUCAAUGAAGUGGUGGAUGCGGCAGACCAGGUGGUGAAACGGGCCAUCGAGAUCGCGGAACUGAUUGCGGCUAACAGUCCCGAUGCCGUAGUGGUGAGUCGGGAGGGCAUCAAGUUGGGCUGGGAGGGAGUCGGUGCAGAAGAUGGCAGUCGGUUGCUCGUCGAUACCUGGUCAAAGAGGCUAUAUGAGGGGGAGAAUAUCAAGGAGGGUCUGCGCGCGUUUGUCGAGAAGAGGAAGCCCAAGUGGGUGGACAGCAAGUUGUAAAUCUGACUCCAUUUGCGCCAGGUAUCUUCGAUCUAUGCAUACGAGCAAUGAACUUUCAGUCUACGGACUACAAGGAGAGAACAAAUGCAGUCAAAGAAAUUCAUUAGACUCGGUGCUCUGCAUCCAAGUCGGGGUAACGAGGUCAUGAUACUGUAUGCUAAUCCCAUAAUCCCAGUAAUCCGUCGCGCCG